Mangifera indica (mango) is the source of this 1635-nucleotide messenger RNA. Its product is annotated as cyclin-D5-1-like. The transcript has 5 exons. Lineage: Eukaryota; Viridiplantae; Streptophyta; Magnoliopsida; Sapindales; Anacardiaceae. Gene Ontology annotation, molecular function: cyclin-dependent protein serine/threonine kinase regulator activity. Gene Ontology annotation, biological process: mitotic cell cycle phase transition; regulation of cyclin-dependent protein serine/threonine kinase activity. Bases 175 to 1164 code for a protein of 329 amino acids. Gene Ontology annotation, cellular component: cyclin-dependent protein kinase holoenzyme complex; cytoplasm; nucleus. The record is from RefSeq and is a predicted model, not a curated record.
GCUAUAUAACGCCUCUGUAUAUCUCAUACGAAUGUUUUGGCGGCACUGAAAUCGCUGCUUUCAACACUAAGUAACCCACUCUUUCACUCAACUUAUUUCACUCCAUCUUUUUUCAGUCCUACAAAUACCCCCCAUGUCUCGUUUUGCUCUUUGAUUCCCAUUUUAAGUUCAACCAUGGUGGAUUCUGCUAGUUCUUCUUCUGAUUCUUCUCUUCUGUGUUUUGAAGAUGGAGAACCCUGUGCCAGUCAACAAACACAGCAUUUUGAUAUGACUGAUCUCUUCAACUCAUGCUUUGUUUUGGGAGAUGAUGAUGAAGGGUUUAUACAACAGUUGAUUAAAAAAGAGACUACUUUUGGAUCCAAAAAUGGUGUCUUUUCUGGUGAUGACUCAUCCAAGGACCAAGCUUGGCUCAAAAGUGCUCGCUUGGAUGCCAUUCGAUGGAUGUUUAAUAGAAGAGCAAGGUUUGGGUUCCAGUUCCACACAGCUUAUCUUUCUGUGUAUUACUUCGAUCGAUUUCUUUCAAAACGAUCCAUUGAUGUAGGGAAGCUAUGGGCUGUAAGAUUAUCAUCUGUGGCUUGUCUAUCUCUGGCUGCAAAAAUGGAGGAAUGCGAAGUACCAUCCUUAUCAGAAUAUUCCGUGGAAGAUUUCCAUUUUGAAGAUAAGGUGAUACAGAAAAUGGAGCUUUUAGUAUUGAGCACAUUGGAGUGGGAAAUGGGGGCAAUUACCCCUUUUCGAUUCCUUGGUUAUUUCAUUGGCAAAUUUUGUGAUGACAAAAGACCAAAAGAAUUAGUCUGCAAGGCCGUUGAACUUAUUGUCACUAUAACAAAAGAGAUUAAUUUGAUGGAUCAUCGACCAUCCAUGAUCGCUGCUGCUGCAGUUUUAGCUGCAUCUGAUGCUAAUAUGACCAGACAAGCAGUGGAGCUGAAGAUGAAUGUUGUCCCUUGCUGGGAUUCUCUGGAAAUUGAGCAUAUACAUUCUUGCUACAAUAUAAUGCAUGAGUUAGAGAUGGGAAAGUUAAAAACACCAAGACGGGAUUCGUCAGCACCAGGCUCGAUUGGUAUUUUUGAGGUCUCUUCAUUCACCUUUGGAGCUGGCACAAAAAGAAGACUUGCAUACACUAAUCAAGCUCAGAAUUCCCCAUCCAAGAAAAAUACUAGGCCAUAAUUAGUGGAGUUUGAUAUUUUGGUUUAUUGAUUUGGACUGUAGGAUCUCUUUCUCACUGGAAAUUGAUUCCUGCUAUUAGAUUUUAUUUUAGGUCUAAAUCUAAUGGGUGUUAUCUGCCAUAUAUGGUAUAUGAUUUGGGGUUGAUAAUUUGGAUUUCAUUUUCCAAUACUGCUAGUGACAACCAAGAAAAGGGAAAGUAAAUAAAUAAAUGGCAACUUUAGCCUACAGUGACAACUAGGAAGUAAGGAGGUACAAAAUCCAUCAAAGAAGAAGAGCAGCCAAGAGUCCAAGAAGGCCAUUAAAAACUGUUUGUCAAUAGGAAUACUUUAUAGAGUUUUGCUUUGAUGAAUGCUACUGUAUUAUCCACUUUUUUCUUUUUCAGUUGCAACCCUACAUUUUGAUGGGGGCUUGGGAUGCUUCCCAUGUCUUUCAAAAGGGUGAAAGCCAUGAGGAAUGAAGAAUUGUUUUUGU